AUGUUCCUCGCACAGGUCAUCAUACUAGGUGCGAUUGUCGAAGGAAGCUUUGCGGCUUCGUCUACACUGUGCACUAGUACAUCGACUCAGAAUGCUGCGGCAUCGGCCGCCAGUGAAUUGGUUGCGGCUUCCGCCUGCUCGGACAGUGACUUGCUCAAUGACUUCCAGAGUCUCCCCGAGGCCACUAACUUCUGCUCUACACUGCUUUCUAUUGUGCCGACAACCAUCACGUCCACAAUGACCAUGGUCGUAUUACCCACAACCAUCACCGCUACCGAGAUCGCGGAUACAGAUACAGAAGCGCAGUUCAUCUCACGUCGAACAACAACCUUGACCGACACCGUGACAUCUACAAGAACUGCUACGAUGUUGCUUGAUGUUCGUUCCACCAAUGGACUGCCAACUGCGCCUCCGACCAAACGCAUGGUCACUGUUGCGCUCUCUCUCAACAUUUUCGAAGAUGGACCAACCGCUACCGCCCCUCCAAUGAGUCUUAUGCCGUCGCUUUCGUCCCUGUGCAACUGCUUGAGCCUUCCCACGCCCUCCGUUACAACCACCGUGACUGUGAGACAGCCUGCCUCGGUAAUAACAGUCUUCUCUCUCGCGCCGGUUACCGUCACGUCUACUAGCACUGCCUUGGCGACAACGACAUCCUACCCGAUGCCUGAACAGUGCAACAACGCCGGCAUUCAAUUCGGUGGUUUCAAAUAUCCAUUCGGGAAUGGCCCACCAUACACAAUCGACCCGCAAUUCGUUCGCGACAAGCGUGCGGCUGAAAACUUCCUCGGCUCCGGAGUUACUACAGUUCCUCUCGGAUGGAGCUUCUUGACCGAUCCUUGUCCUGCUGACAGCCCGGGUCUCCCAUACGGACCGGUCAACCGCUCUUGUGCUGCGUACACUUACGAUCACCGUGGCUACUUCUUUGCUCCGAUUUCUGGCAACUACACAUUCACGCUGCGCUUUGUAGACGACAUCGCCUUGCUUUGGCUGGGCGAUAUAGCGUACCGGAACUUCGGCCGGCCCAACGCCACCUUGGAGGCACAGGUCCGCAACACGAACGGAACCAGCAGCUUCUCCAUGCAGCUAGGUGCUGGAUCAUACACGCCUGUCCGUCUCAUGAUGUCCAACGUAGGUGGACCGACCCAUGGAUCUUUCGACAUUGUUGCGCCCGGCGGUGUGCGCGUCCUCGACUCGAAAAUCACCCGUGCUGGGAACCCUUACCUGGUGCAAUUCGGUUGCAACAGAAAUGCGGAGGCUUUACCUUUCACUAAUCAAGUCAAUGGAGUGUAUUAG
Molecule: messenger RNA, 1293 nt
Organism: Dissoconium aciculare CBS 342.82
Lineage: Eukaryota; Fungi; Ascomycota; Dothideomycetes; Mycosphaerellales; Dissoconiaceae
Exons: 1
Coding region: 1-1293 (430 amino acids)
Source: RefSeq, a predicted model, not a curated record